AUUGUCUAUGAUUUAUUACAAUAUUUCAAUUUAUGUUAAAAGUCGAAAGAUUUCUUCAAUUCCUACAUUAGAAAUUCUUACAUUUUACUCCUUAUUAUUUUAGUCAAUAAUCCAUACGGUUUUUACUAAAAUGAUGAUAACAAUCCAUGGUCUGCCAACAAACACCAAAUUUCAAGAUCUUAGGGCAGUAAUUAAACAAGAAUGUAAAAUUACGGACUUUAUUUUGGAUGAUUUAGUACCCGAAGGAAAUGGGUUGAAGAAAGUACGUGUUGGCUUAGCAAAUAAUAGUGAGGGUAACCAAGUCAUGAAAUAUUUGAAUGGUUACUACUUUUCAGGGCAUAUUUUGCAAGUGACGACUGUCGGUAAAUCAGGGGACAUUCAAAGCCAGCAGCUAAAUAGUUUUCCUGUUGACGAGACAAGAGCAAUUUCCUGGAACAACCAACAAUUACCGUGGAAUAUGCAACAACAGCAUCUUAAUCAAUAUAAUUACCAGCAGAUGAAUAGUGAUCCUGCACCAAGCCGUUAUGAUCAAAGAACAUCAGUUUAUCAUAGAAUUGGACCACCUUCUGAAGAUUUUUCAAUUGCACACAAAAGUGCUCCUCAAGAAAUAGUGGCUGUUGUUGAUCAGCCUGUGAUGGACCGGUAUGAUCAAAGAACAUCAGUUUAUAAUAGAGUUGGACCACCUUGUCAAGACUUUUCAAUUCCACAGAAAAGUGCUUCUCAACAAAUAGCAGCCCCUACAAUGACAUCAGAACAAGAUCAAGUGCAGUGGUCUGCAAAUAUUGGGACUUAUCAAAAUAAUAUUCCUUUUUACCAACAACAGUCCUUCAAAAGUCCGAAGGCGUCGGCCUUUGCACUUACCUUUGAUGCUUAUGCAUCUGGCAGUCAGAAUAGAAGAGGAGACAUUCAACAUCAAAACAUUUCUUACCCGGAAAAGACAGCUCAAGCUCCAUCUUUUGAUAAGGAGUAUAAUUGGUUUUCGCAGUUGAAACCUUCUUCUAACCAAGAUCGUGAUGCUAGUGGAAAUAGAGAUGAUAAUCGUCAUCGUCACGGUCACGGUAAUGGCAAAAGAAGUCGUAAUGAACAACAUCAUGCCCCAGUAGAUCGUGAUCAUCACGGGAAUCGUGAUCACCACAGAAAUCGUGAUCACCACAGAAAUCGUGAUCACCAAGGAAAUCGUGAUCAAGACGGAAAUCGGGAUCGCGACAGAAAUCGUAAUCACGAUGCAAAUCGUGAUUGCGACGGAAAUCGGGAUCGCGACAGAAAUCGCAAUCACGAUACAAAUCGGAAUCGCGAAGAAAAUCGGGAUCGCGACAGAAAUCGCAAUCACGAUACAAAUCGGAAUCGCGACGGAAAUCGAGAUCGCGACAGAAAUCGUGAUUAUGAAGGAAAUCGUGAUCGCGAAACAAAUCGUGAACGCGAUAAAAAUCGUGAUCGUAAUACAAAUCGUCAUCGCGACGGAAAUCGAGACCGCGAAGGAAAUCGUCAUCGCGACGGUAAUCGGGAUCGCGAAGGAAAUCGAGAUCGCGAAGGAAAUCGUGAUCGCGACGGAAAUCGUGAUCGCGACGGAAAUCGUGAUCGUGAUGCAAACCGUGAUUGCGAUGCAAACCUUGAUCGCGACAUAAACCUUGAUCGCGACGGAAAUCGUGAUCGUGAUGCAAACCGUGAUCGCGAUGCAAACCUUGAUCGCGAUGCAAACCGUGAUCGCUAUGAAAAUCGUGAUAGUUUUGAACAUCAUGAUCAUAAUACAAGUCGUGAUAAACAUUGGGUUCAGGAUGCCCAACCCACUUUCAGUUGCCACGAUUCAGCUCGUAAUCGCAACUAUGCUAAAGCAGAUACCGUCAGCUUACGUGAAUCUCGAUGGGAUACUCACGUACGCAAUCAACGAGAGUGGGAGUCUACUAACCAAAAUGUGCCGGAACAAAUAAUAGUUUCAGUGAAUAAUGAACAAUUUAAAAAUUCCUCGUCAAAAACAGAGGAAUUUAAAAAUAAUAAUCAGAUCUUCAAACGCUCAAACUCAAGUAACAACUUCAAUGCAUCUUUGCAGCGUGCAUCAGGUAGUUUUGGUCAUACACAUAAAGGUCAAAUGAAUAACCAAGAAAGGCAGACUAAUCAGCCUCGUAAAUCCUACCAAGAUACUCUUAAACGGAAACAUGAUCAUAAAGAGGAUAAAAUUAAUGUACGACCAUCAACGGAAGUGACUCAUAAAAAAUUUAAACCGAAUGCAAUAGUUUCUACAGGAAUGACCACUCCUGUCUCUUUGCCCAAGAGACUUAACAGACAUACCACUUGGGUACAACAAGUGGCGUCAAGCAUGUCAAAGCAAGUGUUAGAGUCUGUAGGGAAAUGUCCCGAAGAAAAUCGCCUCAUACUUAUUGAACUGAAGAGAUGUAUCCAGAAUCGUAUUAAUAUGGUAUAUGGAAAUAACUUAGCGGAUACAACGGAUGAGAUAAUAACUGAAUACUACAAACAUUUCAGCCCUGAUCAAAAUAUAGAGCUAUACGAAGCUAUUCGAGAGAUAUCACAAAGUAAAACAAAUAUCGAACAGCCAUCAUCCGACAACGUGGAGAUUGAUGCAGCAACUGUGGUCUCUCCUCAAGCUCCAAACCUGUCUUCAAACGUACCUGAAACUGUGUCCUGCCAGAGUUUUGUGCCAACUCAGAUCCUGCAUAGCAGCAAACCGGUGACACAGAAUAAGAAAACGCCGCCAGCAGAUGUGUACCAACUGUCAAAGACACCGACACUGGUCGUAGCUGAUAUUAAACUACCCAAGUAUCCUCAUGGUGAUAAGCGUUUGUAUAAUCAACAAAAGGAGGCCGAGAAACUUGGUGUCCUUUUGGAUUUGUCUGAGCCAUAUAAAUCAAUAGUGAAGGAACAUACGAACGAAAUAGGGACAAUGGCAACAGAAUGUUGUAAGGAAGUUGACCAAGAACUAGGUGCGUCUAACAGUAAAUUUUGGCAGGGUGCUGUAACAGAUAUGAAAAAGCUCCUAAGGAUGCACUUGACCCACCGCAUACUUGACGUUCGAAGGAAUCUAGGUGUGCGUAUAUUCUACAAGCCGACAAAACCGAAACGCGAAUCUUUAUACGCUUUCUUGAAAAAGUAUGACGUUAUUUGUAAGAAAUAUUCGGAACGCAAGAAAAUGCUUGUUGUUCAAUGUGGUACUUUUAAAGGAUUCGACAAUUUGUGCAGACUAAAAGAGACAGCAAUUCGUGACGUAAGUCUCACUUUUAAGCCCUUACACUUGUCUGGAAAUCCGAGGAAACCUCGGUUAAAGGAUGGUAAAAUGAUCGUCGAGCAAUCCGAAUCUGAGUCUGAUGAUGAUACUGAAAAAUUCAAUAAAGAUGUAGCUGAGUGUCAACAGGAUAUCUUAAAUGACAGUGAUGUGGUUUUGCUAGAGACUGACGGGGAAAUUAUCGAUUUAGAUAGAAUCCAAUCUACGGAUAUAAAAAGCAGCCAAGACUCAGAUCAUAAUGAGAUAAUUGAGACCAACGAAGAUAAUAGAAUGGAAAAUAUUUCCAAGUCGGUUGAAGCUGCUAAUAUAGAUAAGUGUGAUGAUGAUGAAGAUAGUGAACAAAUGGAAAACUUGCAAAACGGAAUCAAGAAUUGUGAUCAAAGCAAGGAUGUUGCUAAUACAGAAUUUGAAAAGGAUGACGUAAUAAUUAAUGAUCAAAAUGUGUCGAGUGCCGAUACUAUUACUGAUACAAUUGUUGAUGACGGUGAUGAAAAACAGGAUUCGCUACCCUUAAUUAUGGAUGUGGAUAAUGAAAAAGUUAGGGACUGUGAUAAGAUCGCAAACACUGAAGAUGGUAUAGCUGAUGACAUUGAUGAAGAUGAUUUGGAAGAUUUUUAACUUUUAUUCCAAUAAGCAACGACUUCGUGAAAAUAAAACAUUUUAUCUAUAUACAUAAGUAAUAUUUGUUUUCUAUGUCCUAUGAGUAUCAAGUAAGUAUGUAGUUUUCCUACUGUACUAGAUUACAGCUUAAGCUAAUAAACAGUUCUAAGUUUAACCUGAA
Pieris rapae (cabbage white) is the source of this 4016-nucleotide messenger RNA. RefSeq lists its product as uncharacterized. The transcript is spliced from 12 exons. Lineage: Eukaryota; Metazoa; Arthropoda; Insecta; Lepidoptera; Pieridae. The record is from RefSeq and is a predicted model, not a curated record. The coding region runs from base 131 to 3853 and encodes 1240 amino acids.